Drosophila pseudoobscura is the source of this 2969-nucleotide messenger RNA. It is a transcript of the gene Kdm3, whose product is annotated as Lysine demethylase 3. Bases 145 to 2751 code for a protein of 868 amino acids. Gene Ontology annotation, biological process: regulation of transcription by RNA polymerase II. The transcript has 2 exons. Gene Ontology annotation, cellular component: histone deacetylase complex; chromatin. Lineage: Eukaryota; Metazoa; Arthropoda; Insecta; Diptera; Drosophilidae. Gene Ontology annotation, molecular function: chromatin DNA binding; transcription coregulator activity; histone H3K9 demethylase activity. The record is from RefSeq and is a predicted model, not a curated record.
CCGAUUUACCGAUAAGUCACUGGUGCAAAUGAAAAAUCGAAUUUUUUACUAAAGUACUGAUUUUCACGAGUAGAGUUUUAUAAAAGAAAUGGCUGACUGUUUCCCAAAAUGCAAUAAGUAGUAAGUGCCAGAGAUACACACAGAAUGCCACAGACCGAACUGGCAGCGGUAGCAGCUGUUGCUGCUCAAACUUCUGCCACCGCAAGCCGCAAGCGCACGGUAUCCCCUUUAAGUUGUCUGUCCAUGAGAUCGGAUCCGAAAUCGAUUAUUGAGAUACACAUUUCGAAUGAGAACAAGACAAAGAAACCAUGCUUGGAGACGCAGAGUGGAAAUGGAACGCCAGAGGCGAAGCCAAGGCAGGACAAAGAGCUGAAACCUUCCAGCAGUAGUCAAGCAGAAACACUGUUGACGGAUGAGGAGGAGCUCCGGCAUAAGCAGUACCGAGAGAGUUGCUCUAUCUUUUUACAGGACCUGCCCUGCUUUAAGUUGCAGCAGCAGCAACCCACGCGAGAUACAGCAGUAGCGGUAGCGGAGGUUCCCAAGUGUCGCGAAUGCCGCAAGCGUCACGACGCGCCUUCCUCCAGCGAGAGCAACGCCACCAGCAACGAUGUCUAUUGCAGGUUCUACGAAUUCCGACGCCUGCAGUACAACGGCAAGGGGGAGCUGAGUGUGGCCGGGUUCCCGAACCCCUACAUCGAGCCUACAAAGGAGGACUGCAGCAUUUGGCAGCCGGAUGGUACGACGGCACCCACCAGUGGUUUCAUGGACAUACAAGUGUGUCGUUACAUACUCCUUCAUGCGGGCGAUCAGUUUUGCUAUCUGUGGCGCCAGGAAGCGGAGGCUCUGAAGUUGCACGAGAAUUCCGAUGGGACCAUCGCCUGGAAGAAGGCUGUAAAGGGCAUUCGGGAGAUCUGCGAUGUCUGCGACACCACGUUGUUUAACUAUCACUGGACCUGUCGCAAGUGCGGCUUUGGCGUCUGUCUGGACUGCUUCAAGGACAGAAAAGAAGGUCAGCGCCUGCGGCGCGUGGAGACGUCCCUGCAGAAGGGAUGCGACGAAUACCACUGGGGGCUCUGCACCGAUCCCAGUGGUUCGCAGCAGCAUGCCAUGACCGAGCUGAUGCUGACGCAGAUCAUUGCCGGUGAUGCCCUGAACGUCUUGGGCAGGUUGCUGCACGAGGUGCGCACCCUGUGGCAGGUGCCCCAGGUCUGCGGCUGCCUGCUCAGCAAGCAGGAGGUAAAGGACCCCCAGUUGAAUGCCUUCAUACAGGACAUGAUCAAGGAGUCGCAAUUGAAGCAGCACACGAGCUUCUCUUCGCUGGCCACCGAGCAGAAACUACACCAGCAGCAGAGGCUGGAGCAGCUGCACUCCAAAAAGCUGGAAUUCGCCCGGGAACGGGGCAUAGACUACGUCCCGGGUCGGGCUUGGACCAAAGAGACCCUCGGAAAGGAUCCGAUCACGAGUGCGUUUGAUAACUUCAAGCACAUAAAUUUUCUGCGAAAGGGUCUGGCCGGUCUGAGGAGGUUUCUGCCUCCGAGAGCCAUGACCCUGGCCCAGUCCACACAGCUGGCCCCCGGCGUGCCCCACGAAUGGCUGUGCGAUGGCAAGCUCUUGAGGCUCACGGAUGCAAUGCAUCCGGACAAUCGUGUGCUCUACCAGGAGGUAUGGAAGUGUGGCCAGCCCGUGAUGAUCUCAGAGGUGGCUCGCUCAUUGAACCUGGAUCUGUGGCGUCCGGAGGCCUUCUGUCGGGACUUUGGCGACAAGCCAAACGAUUUGAUCAACUGUCUCAAUGGCAACCUGGUGCCCAAUCAACCCAUGCGGCACUUCUGGGAGGGAUUCCAGUGCAUGAGCAAGCGUCUACUGGACGCCAACGGAAAGCACAUGCUGCUCAAGUUGAAAGACUGGCCGCCGGGCGAUGAUUUUGCCGAGAUUCUGCCCACUCGGUUUGCGGAUCUCAUGCAAGGGCUGCCCAUGCCAGAGUACACGCUGCGAACGGGAAAUCUGAACAUUGCCAGCUGCCUGCCGAAGAUGUUUGUGCCGCCCGAUCUUGGGCCCAAGAUGUACAAUGCGUAUGGAUCGGCGCUUUAUCCCCAAAAGGGAACGACCAACCUCCAUCUGGACAUCUCGGAUGCCGUCAACAUAAUGGUCUAUGUGGGAAUACCCCAGGACGAGGAUAGCAAACCCCAGUUGGCGGCCACUCAGCGAGCCAUUGCCAUGGGCGGAUGCGAUUAUAUCACGCGGUCCCGGUGCCAGUCUCCCGAGGUACUUCCCGGAGCGCUGUGGCACAUCUUCCCGGCUCGCGAUGCCGACAAAAUCCGCGAUCUACUUAAUCGCGUUACGUUGGAGAAGGGCUUCCGGUUGGAGCCCGAUCAUGAUCCGAUACACGAUCAGAACUGGUAUCUGGACGACAAGUUGCGGGCCCGUUUGUUCAAGGAAUACGGCGUGGAGGGUCAUCCCAUUGUGCAGUGCUUGGGGGACGCUGUCUUCAUACCCGCUGGGGCCCCGCACCAGGUCCAGAACCUGCACAACUGCAUCAAGGUGGCCGAGGACUUUGUCUCGCCGGAGAACAUCACUCACUGCUAUCAUCUAACGCACGAGUUCCGGCGCCUCUCGCACUCGCACACCAACCACGAGGACAAGUUGCAGAUCAAGAAUAUCAUUUACCACGCCAUCAAGGACUGCUGCCACAUCUUGACGCGGGCACUGGACGAACGCAUUGAUGUGGAAAUGUCGAAGCUACAGGGAGAUUAGAUCUCUCCCUCAUCAUUUACAUUUUUUCUAAGCUUAAGAUUUAAAGUCUAAUUCAGUAAAUAUGGCAAUCAAGAGAAUUGAACUUUAUUCAAUUCUCAAUCCUUUAUUAAUGUGCGUAGUAGUAGUAGUAAGUGUCUCAAAAAAUUGUGUACUGUCAAUUGUGUGUUGUCAACUUAAAGUUUAAGAUUUUCAUUCAAUAAAUAUAAUCAACCCAAAUA